AUGUCUCUCCCUCCUGUCUACAUCGUCUCUUCUGCCCGUACCCCAGUGGGGUCCUUCCUUGGCUCUUUGUCUUCGUUGUCUGCCACCCAGCUCGGUUCUCAUGCUAUCAAAGGAGCUCUCGAGAGGGCAGAAGGUGUGAAAGCCGAUGAUGUCGAGGAAGUCUUCUUCGGAAAUGUGCUCUCUGCCAAUGUUGGACAGAACCCCGCCAGACAGGCCGCCCUCGGUGCCGGUCUUCUCGAUUCCACAGUAUGCACAACCGUGAACAAAGUUUGCGCCUCCGGUUUGAAGGCUGUCAUGCUCGGAGUCCAGCACAUUCAGACUGGCGGUGCCGAUAUCGUCGUUGCCGGUGGCAUGGAGUCCAUGUCUAACACACCUCACUACCUUCCCAGUCUACGCAACGGUGCCAAAUACGGCCACCAGAACUUGGUCGAUGGAAUCAUGAAGGACGGUCUUACCGAUGCAUACAAGCAGGAACUCAUGGGUCUUUCUGCCGAGGAGUGUGCCCAGGACUACGGCUUCAACCGUGAGCAACAGGACGAAUAUGCUAUCCGUUCUUACCAGAAGGCUCAGGCUGCUCAGAAGAGUGGUGAGCUCAAUGCUGAGAUUGUUCCUAUUGAGUUGCCCGGCUUUAGGGGCAAGCCUGGUGUCACUGUUUCUCAGGACGAGGAACCCAAGAACCUCAACCCUGAUAAGCUCCGCGCUAUCAAGCCUGCUUUCAUUCCCGGAUCCGGUACCGUCACUGCUCCCAACUCCUCCCCCCUCAACGAUGGUGCCGCCGCCGUCGUCCUCGUCUCCGAAGCCAAGUUGAAAGAACUCAACCUCAAGCCCAUUGCCAAGAUCCUCGGCUUUGCCGACGCCGCCCAACAACCCAGCAAAUUCACCACAUCCCCCGCUCUUGCCAUCCCCAAGGCGCUCAAGAAGGCCGGUGUUACUCUAGACCAGAUUGACGCUUUCGAGAUCAACGAAGCUUUCAGUGUUGUCGCCCUCGCCAACAUGAAAUUGCUCAACUUGCCAGAGGACAAGGUUAAUAUCCACGGAGGUGCUGUUGCUAUUGGCCACCCUCUUGGUGCCAGUGGUGCCCGUAUCCUUGUCACACUUUUGGGUGUCCUCAAGGCCAAGGGUGGUAAGCUUGGAUGUGCUGGCAUCUGCAACGGUGGUGGCGGUGCCGGUGCUCUUGUUUUGGAGUCUCUCUUAUAA
Molecule: messenger RNA, 1197 nt
Organism: Talaromyces marneffei
Lineage: Eukaryota; Fungi; Ascomycota; Eurotiomycetes; Eurotiales; Trichocomaceae
Exons: 4
Coding region: 1-1197 (398 amino acids)
Biological process (GO): ergosterol biosynthetic process; fatty acid beta-oxidation
Molecular function (GO): acetyl-CoA C-acetyltransferase activity
Source: RefSeq, a predicted model, not a curated record